Closterium sp. NIES-67 is the source of this 2801-nucleotide messenger RNA. Lineage: Eukaryota; Viridiplantae; Streptophyta; Zygnematophyceae; Desmidiales; Closteriaceae. The record is from the annotation of a GenBank genome assembly.
ACAGCCGGGGGUAAUGCCCAAGGGGGUCCCCAACUAACCUUUACUACUUCACCGCAACCAACCACCUCACCGCGUUGCGCGCCGAGCCCCCACCUUGCGCCCCCAAUCUCGUCAAAAACGCCCCUGCUUACUUCCUCUUGACCAGACUACAGUGUACCUACCGAGAGCACUACUGAAGCUGCCUACGCGUUGCUCUUUCUCCAUUCCCUAGCGACGUCUCUAAAACUCCACGCGAUGGCUUCUGUCCCUUUCCUGUGUCGCCUACAAGCCACGGUCUCGCCCGCGCGCCCCGCCGAACCUCCGCCGUUCCCUGUGGAGCGCCUCGCCGACGACGUGCUCGCGCUCGUCCUCCGCGCGCUCGCGCAGGACUCCUUCCGCUGCGCGGCCCUCGUCUCCAAGCGCUGGCACCGCCUCGUCUCCGCCUCGCUCUCGCAUCUGACCGUUCAGCACCGCGGAUUUAAAUCGAAUCAUAUUAUAGAGAUACACAAUCCCGAGCACUUCCGAAACAAGCAACUCGCAUGGCUUCCGCUCCCCCGCCUCCUUUCCGCGCUGGGGCGCUUUCCCGCCCUCACGCACGUAUCGCUGGGCGCAUUCUCGAUCUUAUCCGCCGACGGCGACGCGAUCUUCCAAUGCCUGGCUGCCACGUGUCCAGGCCUGACGCAUCUAACGGUGGAGCAUCAGUUUCGCAUGACGGUUACAGUUACCGGCCUCUCGUCUCUCUUCCGCGGGUGCCGCAAGCUCAGGGAGUUCCGGCUUCUCACCACCCACGCCCUCCCGCAUCUCCCCGCCUCCCUCUCCCUCCUCACGGACCUCCACACCCUCCACGUGUGCUCGGAUCCUCACUAUGGAGAAGAUUCGUUACAGAAGCUCGUUUCGCCGCCCGAGAGCAUCAUCGGCGCGCUUCAGCAGCUGCGGGAACUGCGGAUCUGCGUGGGGGCGAAUUUCCAGGGACUCUCGGAGUGCGUCGGCAGCCUGAGUAACCUCCGAAGCUUAAGCGUCAGUAAUUGCUUCUCGGAAGCUGUUAAGAAGCUUCCCGACACGAUCGGCGACUUGGGGCUUCUAGAAACCCUAGAUAUCGACUUGGAUGGGCUGGAGCGCAUUCCGGAAUCCUUUCAACUGCUGACCGGGCUGAAAAACUUUUCCCUUCGAUCGGAGAGUUUACAACAUCUGCCCGAAAAUGUCGUGGCAUUGCUGACUCAGCUGCAGACACUCACCCUCACCGGCUGCAAUUCCCUUGCAGCCCUCCCUGAUACCCUCUGCCUCCUCCCCCUCUCCUCCCUCUACAUCUGCUACUGUACCUCCCUGGUCUCACUACCACAACACAUCGGCGCCUUGUCCAAUCUGCAGACCCUAGAGCUCUUCAACCUUACAAAUAUCCGGUCUCUGCCCGAAAGCCUGGGGAAUUUACCCCAGCUGAAAACGCAGAAGCUAGAGCUGCCCGCACUGCAGCACCUGCCCGAGAAUUUGUGUGCAGGAAGCCUGCGCCAUUGCCUGGAAGAGCUCGAAUUGACGGGGUGUAUGCAGCUGAAGGAGCUUCCUCCUUCACUGUACAUGCUGACUCGCUUAGAGAAAAUCCAUAUCGAGUCGUGCUCCCUUAUAGAGUCAUCACAGCCGCUGACCUCACCAAACCCUCCGGAAGCUUCCGGAACUGCAUCCGAGAAUUUCGGGUACACGAAAAAGGCGGUUACUGCAGCACUGCUCACAGCUGCAGUUUUCGCCGCCAUGGCACUGAUCUCCAUGCCGCUGCUUGCCAUACAAUGAAUCAUAACGCCUCCCUCCACUGGGCUUGUCAUCAACCCCCCUAUCCUGCUGCUCCCGGCCGCCAUGCUCGCUUUCAGCAGAUUCACCAACGCUUUUGCAAUGGUUGGAUGUCUCCUUGUUACUAUAGUGGCGCUGCUGGUCACUGUGCUGCCCAGUGCGUGGCUCCCUUCUGCCAUGCUGCUUGCCGCUGCUCUGCUCGUGACCGCAUUCCUAAGUUGCAGUAAAGAAGACACUACCGUUGGCGCCGAUACUGCCACUGCCACUGUCUCGGCCCUUCCUCUUGAUCUGUCUUCCGUUCUUUUCUGUGCUUCUGCCUCUGCUUCCAUCUCUGCUUCCACCUCUGCCCCUCCCCCGGCCUUAGUCUCUAUCCCUGUUUCUGACCCUGCUCCAAUACGCACAGACCACCAUCCUGGCCUAGUUUCCCUCACCGAACUAAAAGUUUCCGACUGCCCGCUUAUCUCCUCUCUCCCAGAAAACUUCUCCUUCCCCGCCCUCCACACGCUCGCCCUGCGUUCCCUUGGCGACCUGAGCAAUCUCCUGGACUUGUCAGCCAGCAGGCUACCGAACCUGCAGCACGUGGACCUGGAAGAGGUGGGUGGGGAGGCUGGCACGUGGCUGAUAGACAGUCUCCCUGGUGCUCGGGCGCGGAGGCUGCGCCUGCUGCUGCAUGACAGGUUUCUCUGCAUGCUGCUGCUGGGAGUGGAGUUGCUGCUCGAGGUGGCUGUGCUGCUGGUAGGCCGCGUGUAUUCAGCGGUGAAAGGGGUGGGCGCGUGGUUGGCUCAUCUUGCAUGUUGGUUGUUCAGGCUGCAUGGCUGAUUGUGUAGGAGGGGCUUUAGGAAGCUACAGUCAUAUGCUGCAGUGAGCGACUGGCCACUUGAGGGUGUCGUGCUUGAAGGUACAUAUUGAUGGUAAAGUGAGAGUACACACAAAUAUAUCUAAGUUUUGUAUCCUCUAAGAGGUGACUCUAUACAGUCUAUAUCCUCUAAGAGGUGACUCUAUACAGUCUAUACAAACAUGACAAAUACACAUGUUUGACACAU